Molecule: messenger RNA, 777 nt
Organism: Microbotryum saponariae
Lineage: Eukaryota; Fungi; Basidiomycota; Microbotryomycetes; Microbotryales; Microbotryaceae
Source: the annotation of a GenBank genome assembly
AUGUCACCCCUCCAGACUGCUCUCAUAAGACGCAUCGCACCCUCUUCCUGGGCAUCGAGCUCGAGCGUCUCUCGAUCGCGUCUCCCCGCCGUCCUGCUGCCGCUGUCGCUGCCGCUGCCGUUGCCGUUGCCGCUGUCGUCAUCGUCCUCGUCCUCGUCCUCGUCCUCGUCCUCGUCCUGUCGUAGGAGCUCCUUCGAUCCGCCCCGCUCCUUCUUCCACUCCUCCCUCCGUUCCUCGCAAGAUCCUCCAGUCAAGACACCGAUCGGCCAAAUCCAACGCCGACUCCAAAUCACCUUCACCUGUACCGCACCCGUACCCAUCACCGUACCCGAAGCCGUCCCCGCUCGAACCGGAGCUGAAUCCGCAACGCUCACGACGGAGGGGACGGAACCCAAGUUGGGCGUGUGCUCGCAUCGAAGUAGUCAUGAGUUCAGUAAACAGGCUUACGAGAAGGGGUUGGUGUUGAUCGAGUGUCCGGCGUGCAAGAAUCGCCAUUUGAUCGGUGAGCACCUCACCCCCCCCUCGGGAACGCGCCUCGCCAAACUCAAAAAGCUGAUCCUCAAAAAGCUGAUCUUUCGUCUCCCAUCGCAUCCAGCCGACCACCUCGAAUGGUUCGCCACAACACCUUCCGCCGCGCACCCAGACGGACUGGGCUUCAAUUCUGAUUCGACGACCAAGCGAUCACGAACGAUCGAGGAUUUGAUGAGGGAAAAGGGGGAGGAGGUCAAGUGGCUCAAGGGAGGGUCGCAGGGGGAUACGUGGACUGUUGAAGGAUGA